UGUCAGGCUGAGCUCGGACACCAGCCGAGUUGCGUCAGUGCUGAGCGCGUGUUCGUUCCCGGGCGCGCGCACCCGGGCCAGUUCGGAGGCCCCGGCGGGGCUGGGAAAUGAUGGAGCAGGCUGAGGCAGAAGUGAGCGAGUGUUGAGUGGAACCUGCGGAAUCUGCGGAGAUGAGAUCGGGCGCGGGCUCGCCCUGUGGGACUCCUCGCGUCCAGUGGCUGCUGUUGUUUGGCUUAGUGGGCCCAGUCCUCGGUGGGGUCCCGCCAGGUUUUGAGCAGAGCUCACAUCUCUCGUCUUAUGAAAUUAUAACUCCUUGGAGAUUAAUUAGAGAACGAAGAGAAGCCCCUAGGCCCUAUUCAAAAGAGGUAUCUUAUGUCAUUCAAGCUGAAGGAAAAGAACAUAUUAUUCACUUGAAAAGGAACAAUGACCUUUUGCCCAAAGAUUUUGUAGUUUAUACCUACAACAAAGAAGGGGCUCUGAUCUCUGACUAUCCUGAUAUACAGAAUCAUUGUCAUUAUCGGGGCUACGUGGAGGGAGUUCAUAAUUCAUCUAUUGCUCUUACCGACUGUUUUGGACUCAGAGGAUUGCUGCAUAUAGAAAAUGUGAGUUAUGGGAUCGAACCCCUGCAAAACAACUCCAAUUUUGAGCACAUCUUUUAUCGAAUGGAUGAUGUCCACAAAGAGCCUCUGAAAUGUGGGGUUGCCAACAAAGAUAUUAAGGAGGAAACCAAAAAGGAUAAAGAGGAACAACAUCCUAGUAUCACUCAGCUACUUCGAAGAAGAAGAGCUGUUCUGCCACAGACCCGAUAUGUGGAGCUGUUCAUUGUUGUAGACAAGGAAAGGUAUGACAUGAUGGGGAGAAAUCAGACAGCUGUGAGAGAAGAAAUGAUUCGCUUAGCAAACUACUUGGAUAGUAUGUAUAUUAUGUUAAAUAUUCGAAUUGUGCUAGUUGGACUGGAGAUUUGGACAAAUGGAAACCUCAUCAAUAUAAUCGGGGGUGCUGGUGAUGUGUUGGGGAACUUCGUGCAGUGGCGGGAAAAGUUUCUCAUCACUCGUAGGAGACAUGACAGUGCACAACUUGUUCUGAAGAAGGGUUUUGGUGGGACUGCGGGAAUGGCAUUUGUGGGAACAGUGUGUUCAAGGAGCCAUGCAGGCGGGAUUAAUGUGUUUGGGCAAAUCACAGUGGAGACAUUUGCAUCUAUUGUUGCUCAUGAGUUGGGCCAUAACCUCGGAAUGAAUCAUGAUGAUGGCAGAGAUUGUUUUUGUGGUGCAAAGAGCUGCAUCAUGAAUUCAGGAGCAUCAGGCUCCAGAAACUUUAGUAAUUGCAGUGCAGAGGACUUUGAGAAGUUAACUCUAAAUAAAGGAGGAAACUGCCUUCUUAAUAUUCCAAAGCCUGAUGAAGCUUAUAGUGCUCCUUUCUGUGGUAAUAAAUUGGUAGACCCUGGAGAAGAGUGUGACUGUGGUACUCCAAAGGAAUGUGAAUUAGACCCUUGUUGUGAGGGGAGUACUUGUAAGCUCAAAUCAUUUGCUGAGUGUGCAUAUGGUGACUGUUGUAAAGACUGUUGGUUCCUUCCAGGAGGUACUUUAUGCCGAGGAAAAACCAAUGAAUGUGAUGUUCCAGAAUAUUGCAAUGGUUCUUCUCAGUUCUGUCAGCCAGAUGUUUUUAUUCAGAAUGGAUAUCCUUGUCAGAAUAACAAAGCAUAUUGUUACAAUGGCAUGUGCCAAUAUUAUGAUGCUCAAUGUCAAGUCAUCUUUGGUUCAAAAGCCAAGGCUGCCCCAAGAGAUUGUUUCAUUGACGUGAAUUCUAAAGGUGACAGAUUUGGCAAUUGUGGUUUCUCUGGUAAUGAAUACAAGAAGUGUGCCACUGGGAAUGCUUUGUGUGGAAAGCUACAAUGUGAGAAUGUACAAGACAUGCCGGUAUUUGGAAUUGUGCCUGCUCUUAUUCAGACUCCCAGUAGAGGUACUACAUGUUGGGGUGUAGAUUUCCAGCUAGGGUCAGAUGUUCCAGAUCCUGGGAUGGUGAAUGAAGGUACAAGAUGUGAUGUUGGAAAGAUCUGUAGAAACUUCCAAUGUGUAAAUGCUUCCAUUCUGAAUUAUGACUGUGAUGUUCAGAAAAAGUGUCAUGGACACGGGGUAUGUAAUAGCAAUAAGAAUUGUCACUGUGAAAAUGGCUGGGCUCCACCAAAUUGUGAAAAUACAGGAUAUGGAGGAAGUGUGGACAGUGGACCUACAUAUAAUGAAAAGAGUACUGCAACGAGAGACGGACUUCUGGUAUUCUUCUUUGUAAUUGUUCCCCUUAUUGUUUUUGCUGCUUUUGUCUUCAUCAAGAGAGAUCAAAUAUGGAGAAGCUGCUUCAGAAAGAAGAGAUCACAAACAUAUGAAUCAGAUGGCAAAAAUCAAGCAAAAGUUUCUAGACCUCCAGUGAGUGUUCCUCGACACGUUUCUCCAGUGACUCCUCCCAGAGAAGUUCCUAUAUAUGCAAACAGAUUUCCAGUACCAAACUAUGCAGCCAAACAGUCUCAGCAGUUUCCAUCAAGGCCUCCUCCACCUCAACCGAAAGUAUCACCACAGGGAAAUUUAAUUCCUGCUCGUCCUGCUCCUGCGCCUCCUUUAUAUAGCUCCCUUACUUGAUCUUUUUUUUUUUUUUAACUUUUCUUUUGCAGAUAUCUUCAGGGAACUGAGUGAAUUUUUAUUUUCCUGAUAUUUUCUUGAACAGCCUUUUUUCCUGCUGCAACUAUGAAUGGAAAGUAAUUACCACAAAGUUUACUAACACAGGAAAACAGAAAUUGAGUGGUAGGAAUUGAGGAAUAUAAGAAAUGAAGUAAAACCAGGGAAUUUAGAAUAACAUUUCCACUUCUAUCAUUGAAUAAAUUUUUUUCCGUCA
Molecule: messenger RNA, 2883 nt
Organism: Condylura cristata (star-nosed mole)
Lineage: Eukaryota; Metazoa; Chordata; Mammalia; Eulipotyphla; Talpidae
Gene: ADAM9
Product: ADAM metallopeptidase domain 9
Exons: 22
Coding region: 171-2630 (819 amino acids)
Biological process (GO): transforming growth factor beta receptor signaling pathway; membrane protein ectodomain proteolysis; cell-cell adhesion mediated by integrin
Cellular component (GO): plasma membrane
Molecular function (GO): metalloendopeptidase activity; integrin binding
Source: RefSeq, a predicted model, not a curated record